UUUGUUGUCAUACACACACCGACUGUCUUUACUAAUGGACUAUGUCUAGGUCUCAUACUGAAACCACCUUUAUUUAAGUCCUCCUUUCACGUCCAGCUAGUGUAAUUCAGAAGUAGCGUAUAGUUGUGUGUGAGUGUGUGGUUACAGGCAUGGAGGAUGCACACAGUUACAGUUAGGUAAGCAGGGUGUCGACAGGUGAAGAAAACGGGGCUACACCUUCACGGUAUUUUACCUCUUCCUGCGGAUAAACCUCCCCUGCCCUCCGGGUUCACUUCUCUGCUUUACCCGCUUCUCCUGUUUUCAUCACCGGACUCCUCUUCGGGGUUUACCUCGGUAGCAGAAAUGUCGGAGGAAAAAACGGAUAUUUCCAACGAACUGUUCGAGAGUGUGCGGGAGGCGGUGGGUCGCAGGGUGAAGCUGACCCUGAGGCGCAAAGUCCAGCUGGAGGUCAAAGGUGACAAGGUGGAGAACAGAGUGCUGGCCCUGGCCUCACAUCGAGCCUAUCUGCUGACAGCACGGGUCCCUUCCAAGGUGGAACACUCCUUCAGCUACCUGGAUAUCCAGGGAAUCAGCAGCAACAAACCCACUCAGCUGGUGUUGGAGUAUGAGCGCGGGCCGUGGAGCAUGCGGCUGAGCUCGGUGGACGAGGUGGACGAGGUGAUCGCUCACAUCGGCUGCUGCCUGCACCGCAUCCGCCCCGCCUGCUCACCUGUCAAGGUGAUGAAGAAGCUGAGUCUGAAGCCUCCUGAGAGGACGGCGUCUCUCCAGGCCCUCUGGGACGAGCAGAGCUCUGCAGACCUGGGGCCCUGCGGCGGGUUUUCUCAUCAGUACUGGUGUGUGUGUGAUUACCUGGGUCUGCCGUACAGAGAGGAGGUCCAAUGGGAUGUGGACACCAUCUAUCUCACUCAGGACACCAAAGAGCUCAACCUGCAGGACUUCAUUCACCUUGAGAACAGGGAUCUGGUGGCGAUCAUCGCAGCUCUGGAGUACAACCAGUGGUUCACUAAAGUCUCCGCCAAAGACUGCAAACUGUCGACAGAUAUAUGUGAGCAGAUCUUGAGGGUGGUGGCUCGGUCCAGCCGGCUGGAAGAGCUGGUGCUGGACAACACUGGACUCAGAAGUGAUUUUGCUCAGAAACUGGCCAGCGCUCUGUCCCACAACCCCGCCUCCACGCUGCAGACACUCAACCUGAGCAACAACUCCCUGGAGGACAAAGGUGUUGCUGCUCUCAGUGCUCAAAUUGCCAAACUGCCCAUGGGCCUGAAGCACCUGAACCUCUCCAGGACCUCCAUGUCUCAUAAAGGUGUGAGCAGCCUCUGUCAGGCUCUCUGUGCCAACCCUGCAGUGUCCGCCGCCCUCACACACCUGGACCUGUCGGGGAACUCGCUCAGAGGAGAUGACCUGCAGAACCUGCACAGCUUCCUGAAUAACCCAAACUGCCUGGAGACUCUGGAUCUGUCUAACAGUGACUGCCCUCUGGAUCAGGUGUGUGCGUCUCUGCUCGGAGGCUGCCUGAAGCAUCUCUCUGUGCUCAACAUGUCAAAGUCAGUCUUCUCUCACAGGAAGAUUAAAGAGAUCCCUUCGUCCUUCAAGCAGUUCUUCAGCAGCGCUCUGGCUCUGAGCUCAGUCAGUCUGUCAGGAACCAGGCUGCCUCUGGAGGCUCUGAAAGCGUUGUUAUUGGGGCUCGGCUGCAACCCAAACCUUAGCGACGUGUCUCUGGAUCUCAGCUGCUGUGAGCUGCGUUCAGGAGGCUCCCAGAUCCUGGAGGGCUGUGUGGCAGAGAUUCCCAACAUCUCCAGUCUGGAUAUUUCUGACAACGGGCUGGACAUGGACCUGACCACCCUGCUGGUCUGGCUGGCCAAGAACCGCUCCAUCAGACACCUGUCACUGGGCAAGAACUUCAACAACAUCAAGUCUAAAAAUGUGUCUCAGGUCCUGGACAACCUGGUUCACAUGAUUCAAGAGGAGGAUUCACCGCUGACCUCUCUGUCCCUGGCUGACUCCCGGCUGAAGACGGACCUCUCCAUCGUCCUCAACGCUCUGGGCAGCAACACCUCUCUGACCAAACUGGACAUCAGCGGGAACGCCAUGGGAGACAUGGGGGCCAAGAUGCUGGCCAAAGCCCUGCAGAUCAACACCAAGCUCAGGACGAUAGUGUGGGACAGGAACAGCAUCAGUCCUCAGGGUCUACAGGACGUCGCUGCUGCUCUGGAGAAGAACUACACCAUUCGCUUCAUGCCUAUUCCCAUCAUGGAUGCUGCUCAGGCACUGAAGGCGAGCCCAGAGAAGACGGAGGACGCCUUACUGAAGAUGGAGCAGUACCUGCUGAGGAACCAUGAGACGCGUAAAUACCUCCAGGAGCAGGCGUACAGGCUGCAGCAGGGGAUAGUCACCACCACCACACAACAGAUGAUGGACAUGAUGUGUGUGAAGGUGCAGGACCACCUGAACUCUCUGAGGUUCACAGAGACCAACUCGGUCCAGGAGGACAUGAAGGUGGCAGAGAACUUCAUGAAAGACGCCAAGAACUCCAAGACACUGCUCCCUAACCUGUACCACCUGAGGAGUGGGGGGUCCAGUGGAGUGUGUGUUGGAGCCAUUCAGGACAAACUGGAGUCCAUGGCAGGAGAGGUUUCCCGGGUGAUGGACGAACAGCUGCAGACGAUGCUGGUGUCCAUGGUGGACACUGCAGAGGGUCUGUGUCCUCAUGUGAUGAAGAGGGGUAGCCUUCGCCAGGAGCUCCUGAAGGCCGGAUCAGGGAAGAUGACGGUUCCCCGCAGCUUCAUCAGCACCACGCUGCUGGAGCAGUCCGGGGUCGACAUCAUCAACAAGAUAAGUGAAUUGAAGCUGAGCAUGGCCUCUUUUCUGUCUGAUCGUAUCGUGGAUGAGAUCCUGGAUUCUCUGUCCAGAUCACAGCACACUCUGGGUGACCAUCUGAUCAGGAAGAGUCAGCCACUGCUGCAUCACGAUCCCCCGCUGGAGGCAGAGGUUCUGGAUGAGGUGGUUCUGCAGCCAGCCAAUCACAACCAGGAUCAGAAAUUAAAACAUGAGCGGGAUCACAAACACAGGCUGGAAGACAUGGACACAUGCAUUAUGACCCCUAAAUCAAAGAGGAAGAGUAUUCUGGUCAGGAUGCUGCGCCCCGUCUCUGUGGCAUUUGAGAUGGAAUUUGACCUGGACAAAGCUCUGGAGGAAGUUCCUAUCCAUGUCGAGGACCCCCCUCCACCUCCUCCUCCUUCACAGCCAUUGGACAGAGCGUCGGCCUACUAUGGAGACCUCCCCCCUCCCCCUACUCCCCUGGAUACAAAUUCUGUCUGUCUAAGCGAGCUGCCAGUGGUGGAGCACAAGAUGCUGGAGAGUCACACCAAACAACGGCCAAAACCCAAGAAGAGGACCAAACCCAGCCGACCAACUCGGAAAUCCACCGGCAGCUCGGCGCCACAAGAUGCAGAGCCAAACAGCAUUAUGGGAAAACUGGAUGAGGGCCUGGAUGACUUCUUCACCAAGAAAGUCAUUAAACUGAGCUUCAAACUUCCCACUGUAAGAGGCCUGUCCUCAAGCCCGCAGGAAUCGGCAGAUAAGAAACGUGAAUCCAGGAAAAGCGGUUUCUUUAACCUCAUCAAAUCCCGGACAUCCCGCUCGGAGAAGAGCACUGGAGCUGCCUCCAUCACUCCCCCCCACCCUGCUUCCACAACUACUGUCUCAACCUCUCACUCUAUUACCCCAGUGCAUGAGGAAACAACACCAACAUCAUCCACUGCUCACACAAAAAUCCCUACCACUGCGGAGGACUCCCAUCAGGAGCUCCACAGGGAACCAUCCUUGGAACACACAGAUUCUGAGAGGGAGGUUUCUUCGACGGACACUGAACCUAAUGAGGAGUUGAAGACGGAGGAGGAUGUGGAGAAGGAAAAUGUUGAGGAUAACGAGAACCUGGAGAAGAAGGAGAACCCCCAAAUUCCCCGCAAUAUUGGAGUCCCUGUGAUGGGCAUGGGCCUGAUGGCUGAAAUGAAGGCAAGGCAGGAGAGAAUGGCUGUAAAGAAGUCUGAGUCGUCAUCUUUGCUGGACAAGGUGGAAGAAGACAACGCCAAGUCAGACGUCCAUCCCACUGUGCCAGCAGACGAUGAAGAGUCCAGACCAGAGCCGACUCCAAGGUCAAAACCACCCAGCGUCACCCCCAAACCCCCUCCUCAGGCUGCCAAACCCCCUCUAGGGUCCCGCAUCUCUGGGCCCCUCAGUCCUGUCAGUCCAACCAGUCCCAGGCCGAGCAGCACCUUCAUCCUCGAUGACUCUGCUGAGGCUUCAUCAGGAACCUCAGCAGCCAAAGGUCCACUUCCUGCUCCUCGCCUGAAGAGGGCGCCGUCAGAGCAGGAGAGAGAGAGCACCAGCAGCAGCUCAGCAGGACCCCUGUCCCCUCUGGAAGAUGAGUUUCCUGGGGAUGGUGAUGCGUUUGAGCCACUCAGUCCAGCGGGAGAUCACAGCGUUGGUGGCAGACACUGGUCCUCUCUGAAGAGCUCAGCUCCUCCUCAUCUUCUCUCCAGCGAGGACGACCGAGAGAGAACCAAGUCCCUCCCAGCCUUCGUGAGUCCUCCAUCCCUGGCAGACACUGAUCUCAGUCCAGCUGAGGAGGAGUUUUUAUCUCGGACCGCUGAUCUGAAGUCUGAUAGCAAAUCAGAGGACGAUUCAGACGACUCCACUUCAGUCUGACACCAUCGACAUGUCUUCUCUUUUAAAUCCUGAUUCCAUCUACAUUUGAAAAACAAAACAAAACAAACAAACAGUCAAGGCAGAGACAGUGGACAAUGAUUAAUUUUUACAAUUCCUGGUGAGGACACUGUAAAUAAUUUAGAGUCACGCUAUAAUCAGUUUCCUGACCCUGGAUCAGUGCCAGCUGCUCAGCCAUGGACACCAGAACAGCUCCAUUACCGCCUCUGUCAACAGCUCUAAUAGGACCAUAAAGACAUGUUGUAUCUGCUGCAGAGACAUCUGUUAGAUAACCACAUCCAGAUAUAAAAAGGUCAGUUAGUCCAAAGCACUGAGGAGAAGGAGUCUCUCUGUGAGGACGUCCAGGUGGAGGCAGUUUGUUUUACUGUGUUUCCCCUCUGCAGCUGAACCAAUGCUGGGCACUUCUACCAGUAGGUCUUCUGGAGAUAAGGCUCUAAUACAUAAAUAUGUUUUUAUCCUCUAAACAUUCACCGCUCGCCUUGAAACAUUUACUGUCUGUAAAUUAGAAAAUGUCAAAAUUACAACAAGAAAGUGUAAAAAAACAAAGAUAAUUCUGCUGCUAAAGCCAGAAUGUAACUCUUUUGUUUUAUAUGUAUCAAAAGUUCAAAUGAAUGUUAAGAAAAAUUCCCUCUUAAUUUUUGAAGAACGUCCAUCUUGUCCAUGACUGCUAAAGGUGAUGUGGUUGAACGCUCUGGAAAAGCCAGAAAGUGGGCUUUGAUUUGGGAUUUUUUUUUGUUUUAUGAAAUUACUAUUUCCAAAUUCAAGAGGCUCAAUAACGAGGUAUAAAUCAUUUUUGAAAAAAUACAUAAAUAAAUAAUAUAAUAAAUAGGUUUAUUUUCAAUUAAACAGAUGUUUCUUACACUGAAAACAUACACUUUGUGUGGUGUGAAAUGCAGAAAAACAACUCUUGGUUGAGUUUCUUUGUUCAUAUCAUGUCGUCAUUCUGACUUAAAUAAUAUGUACUAUAAAUAUAUACAUACUGUUCAUUUUAACAUCCACGUUUAUGUAACACAAACUCAAAGAAGUUUCUGAAAUGACUGUAUAUCUGAUCUGGUGUCUAAUAGUGCCUGGAAAGUCAAACCACACUGACAAGAGCAAUAACCUACAAUCCUAUGCUGUAGUUGUUUCCACAUUUAGACUUGUGAACACUUUUAUUUCCUGCUGUCACAAUUCAGAAUGUCCACUGUGAGAUAACAUGUUAGCAUAUGAAAAGAUACAUGUUGUAUUCCUUACAUUCAUAUUUAACUUCAGCUUUCAAGCUGUGUCUUGGCCUAUAACAAACUGCUUUAUGUAAAUCAUGUACUGCUGCACUUACACAUGUAUUAUGUAUCAAUGUAAAUAUGUGCUAACAACACUAUGUUUAUGGUUGUGUAUAAAAUAAAUGGGGUUUAUAUCAGAGUGAAAUGCACAAACUCUGGGGGUUUAUAUUGUAAAAAAAGUACUAGAAAAACAUGCUGUUGAAUCUGCAUUAGUUUCCAUUUAAGGUGAUGGUUUUUAUUUUAUGGGGAAAUAUUUUUGACAUUAUUUCAAAAUAAAUCUGAUCUUUUUUAAAGACUUGGUAAA
Gymnodraco acuticeps is the source of this 6288-nucleotide messenger RNA. RefSeq names its product F-actin-uncapping protein LRRC16A-like. NCBI's taxonomy places the organism in Eukaryota, Metazoa, Chordata, Actinopteri, Perciformes, Bathydraconidae. Gene Ontology annotation, biological process: regulation of Arp2/3 complex-mediated actin nucleation; cell migration. The record is from RefSeq and is a predicted model, not a curated record. Gene Ontology annotation, cellular component: lamellipodium; plasma membrane. Gene Ontology annotation, molecular function: protein binding.